This is a messenger RNA of Vombatus ursinus (common wombat), 2054 nucleotides long. It is a transcript of the gene SPAST, whose product is annotated as spastin. The transcript has 17 exons. The record is from RefSeq and is a predicted model, not a curated record. NCBI's taxonomy places the organism in Eukaryota, Metazoa, Chordata, Mammalia, Diprotodontia, Vombatidae. Bases 1 to 1854 code for a protein of 617 amino acids. Gene Ontology annotation, molecular function: ATP hydrolysis activity; microtubule severing ATPase activity; ATP binding. Gene Ontology annotation, cellular component: microtubule cytoskeleton.
AUGAAUUCUCCGGGCGGCAGAGGGAAGAAGAAAGGCUCCGGCAGCGCCGCGCCCGCUGGGCCCCCGCCCCCCUGCGCGGGCCCCGCCCCUCCCGCGGCCGCCGGCCAGUCCCCGCAUAAGCGGAACCUCUGCUACUUCUCGUACCCGCUGCUGGCCACCUUCGCGCUGCUCCGCUUCGUCGCCUUCCACCUGGGGCUCCUCUUCGUGUGGCUCUGCCAGCGCUUCUCCCGCGCCCUCAUGGCCGCCAAGAGGAGCACCCGGGCGGCGGCCACGGCGGCCACCGGGCCGGGGGCGGCGGCCUCGGCCCCGGCCCCGCCACCCGUGCCGGCGGGCGGGGAGGCCGAGCGGGUCCGCGCCUUCCACAAGCAGGCCUUCGAGUACAUCUCCUUCGCCCUGCGCAUAGACGAGGACGAGAAAGCAGGACAAAAGGAUCAAGCUGUGGAAUGGUAUAAAAAAGGAAUUGAAGAGCUAGAGAAAGGAAUAGCUGUUGUAGUCUCAGGACAAGGUGAUCAGUAUGACAGAGCUAGGCGCCUUCAAGCUAAAAUGAUGACUAAUUUGGUCAUGGCCAAGGACCGUUUACAACUUCUAGAGAAGCUGCAACCAGUUUUGCAAUUUCCCAAGUCACAAACGGACGUCUAUAAUGACACUACUAACCUGACAUGCCGCAAUGGACAUCUCCAGUCAGAAAGUGGAGCUGUUCCCAAAAGAAAGGACCCAUUAACACACACUAGUAAUUCACUUCCUCGGUCAAAAACUGUUGCAAAAACCGCAUCCACGGGUCUUUCAGGUCACCACAGAGCACCUAGUUGUAGUGGGCUAUCCAUGCUCUCUUCAGCUAGACAGGGAACUGUCCCUGCAACUACAUCUCAUAAGGGCACUCCCAAAACUAAUAGGACAAAUAAGCCUUCAACUCCUAUGACUGCUGCUCGAAAAAAGAAAGAUUUGAAGAAUUUUAGGAAUGUGGACAGUAAUCUUGCUAAUCUUAUUAUGAAUGAAAUUGUUGACAAUGGAACAGCUGUCAAAUUUGAUGAUAUAGCUGGACAAGAGUUAGCAAAGCAAGCAUUACAAGAAAUUGUUAUUCUUCCUUCCCUUAGACCUGAGUUAUUCACAGGGCUUAGAGCUCCUGCUCGAGGAUUGUUGCUAUUUGGCCCACCUGGAAAUGGAAAAACUAUGCUGGCCAAAGCAGUAGCUGCAGAGUCCAAUGCAACUUUCUUUAAUAUAAGUGCUGCAAGUUUAACCUCAAAAUAUGUAGGUGAAGGAGAGAAAUUGGUAAGAGCUCUUUUUGCUGUGGCUAGAGAACUUCAGCCUUCUAUAAUUUUCAUAGAUGAAGUUGACAGUCUUUUAUGUGAAAGAAGAGAAGGAGAACAUGAUGCUAGUAGACGUUUAAAAACUGAAUUUUUAAUAGAAUUUGAUGGUGUACAGUCUGCUGGAGAUGACAGAGUCCUUGUAAUGGGCGCAACUAACAGGCCACAAGAGCUUGAUGAGGCUGUUCUCAGGCGUUUCAUCAAACGAGUGUAUGUGUCUUUACCAAAUGAGGAGACUAGACUACUUUUACUAAAAAAUCUAUUAAGCAAACAAGGAAGCCCAUUGACCCAAAAAGAGCUAGCCCAGCUAGCUAGAAUGACUGAAGGAUACUCAGGAAGUGAUUUAACAGCACUUGCAAAAGAUGCAGCCCUGGGUCCCAUACGAGAACUGAAACCAGAACAAGUGAAGAAUAUGUCUGCCAGUGAGAUGAGAAAUAUUCGAUUAUCUGAUUUCACCGAGUCCUUGAAAAAGAUAAAGCGCAGUGUGAGCCCUCAAACCCUAGAAGCAUAUAUCCGUUGGAACAAGGACUUUGGAGAUACUACAGUUUAAAGAAGUACUUAUGUGAAACUGAGGAGAUUAUGUUUACCUGCCAAGAAGGAAAAACAUUAUUUGCAAGGAGCAGCUGGUUUAAACUGCUGAAAUUUGGCCCGAGUUUAUGGGAUCUUACAGAUUCUUACAACUAUUUGUGCACUAAACUUGAAACUGAACCAGAAAGUAAAUUUGAAUAAAAACAUACAAUGUGAAUAGAA